AUGAAUCUGCUUAGUUACAAAUCAACAACUCCUGCUGUGUGUGUCAUAUUGUAUGUUUUCCUGACACUUUUGUCUCUUGUCACAGUAUGUGGAAACCUCCUUGUAAUAAUUUCUAUAUUUUACUUCAAGCAGCUCCACACUCCCACCAACACUCUCAUUCAAUCUCUGGCUGUAGCUGACCUGUUGGUUGGUGUUCUUGCUUUUCCAUUAACAAUGUCAUUCACUUUUAGCUUAUGUUUUUAUGACAAUAACAUGUUAUGUAAGAUAAAAAACAGCUUUGAUGUAUUGCUCAACACAUGCUCUAUUUUGCACUUGUGUUGCAUUUCAGUUGAUAGGUAUUAUGCAGUGUGUCAGCCUCUUGCAUAUAGAUCUAAAAUCAGCCUCCAUGUUGUGAUCAUCAUGAUCGGUGUAAGCUGGGGUGUUUCAGUUGUUACUGCAAUUGUAGUGAUAAUUUCUAGAUUGGACACAGAAGAAUGUGCAGAUGCAUGUUUUAUUGACAUUAUGAUGACAAACAUUGUGGGACCUUUAAUAUCCUUUUACCUUCCAGUGGUCAUAAUGCUUUGCAUCUACCUGAAGAUAUUUGUUGUUGCACAGAGACAGGCACGGAGCAUCCAAACCAGGACAAACUCUGGAGCAACUGUCAGUAAGAUGGAGAGAAAAGCCACCAAAACUCUGGCAAUUGUCUUGGGGGCAUUUCUGUUUUGCUGGGCUCCUUUUUUUCUUUCCCUCACUUUUUUACCUUUUACUAACAGUUUUGUUGUGGUUCCAGUGAUAGAAUCAGCUGGUUGGUUUGCACUGAUCAAUUCAACUCUAAAUCCGUUUAUUUAUGCUUUCUUCUACACCUGGUUCAGGUCAGCUGUUAAAAUGAUACUUUCUGGGAAAAUAUUCUUUGGCAACUAUGGUAACUUAAAGUUAAACUAA
This is a messenger RNA of Cyprinodon variegatus (sheepshead minnow), 921 nucleotides long. Its product is annotated as trace amine-associated receptor 1-like. The transcript has a single exon. The record is from RefSeq and is a predicted model, not a curated record. Gene Ontology annotation, biological process: adenylate cyclase-activating adrenergic receptor signaling pathway. Gene Ontology annotation, molecular function: G protein-coupled receptor activity. NCBI's taxonomy places the organism in Eukaryota, Metazoa, Chordata, Actinopteri, Cyprinodontiformes, Cyprinodontidae. Bases 1 to 921 code for a protein of 306 amino acids. Gene Ontology annotation, cellular component: membrane.